AUGAGAAAUUCAACAUUAAAUAAACUAUCAGAAUAGAGAUAAUAAGGGAAGAAUUCUUCAAAUCUAUCAGAUUUAACAGUUUAAGAAUCUAGUAAUUAUAGAUUGAGAUUUACUCCAUUAACUUCACCAUCCACUAGACAUAAAGGAACAAUCUUGAUGAAAAGUCAUGAAACAAUUGUACUGAAUAUGUUGUCAUCCACCCAUAGACAAAUAGAUUAGCCAUUUAAAUUUUGUCAAGAAUGUAAUUCAGAAAUUGGUAUGGUUCACCAAUAUUGUAAAUGUAGAGGAAUUACAUAUCAUGAAAAAUGUAUUUAGGAUACAGCUAGAAGAAAUGCAAAAAAAUAAAAGGAAUAAGCAUUUAUUUGCAAAAAUGAAUGUUCAUAUCCAUUCCAAAUUGAAGGAUACUAUAUGUAUGAAAUGGUGUAGAAUUAGGAGAAACAUUAAUACUAUUGGAAAGUGGCUCAUUCUUUCUAUAGUGAUUGUCUUUCUUGUGUUACUAAUCUUACCAAUUAGUAUUUUUGUUUAUAGAGAUAUUUUCAAUAGUAUUCAUAUCAUCUCAAUUGUGAUUGCAAUGAUUGUACUCUUAAUCCUGAUUACUUUUUUGAUGAAUAAACUCAAACUCAAUUAUUAUAUAUUAUACUGGCAUCUCAAACCUUCCUUGAUUAAUCAAAGACAAGUAACAACUCAUAAAACAAUUGA
Messenger RNA from Paramecium pentaurelia, 699 nucleotides. The record is from the annotation of a GenBank genome assembly. NCBI's taxonomy places the organism in Eukaryota, Ciliophora, Oligohymenophorea, Peniculida, Parameciidae.